Messenger RNA from Triticum turgidum subsp. durum (durum wheat), 1239 nucleotides. The record is from the annotation of a GenBank genome assembly. NCBI's taxonomy places the organism in Eukaryota, Viridiplantae, Streptophyta, Magnoliopsida, Poales, Poaceae.
AUGAUGAACCUUCCACCCGCAGCUGUGAACUCCUGCGACGAGUUCGGCUAUGGGGCUCCCAACCCGCCGCCGCCGUCGCUUUUUCCGAUCAUGGACCACCAGGAGGGGGGCGGCGGCAUCCAUAGGGAGCACGACCACCACCACCACCACCACCUCGGUGGUUACAGCCUCGAGCCCAGCUCGCUGGCGCUCCUCCCCCCGUCCAGCCACGCCACCAUCGCCGCCCACAGCCCCCACGACAUCCUCCAGUUCUACCACCACCCCACCUCGCACCAUUACCUCGCCGCCGCCGCGGCAGGAGGCAACGGCAGCCCCUACGGCCAAUUCGGCGGGGGCGGCACCGCCGGCGGCUUCCAGUCGUACUACCACCAGCAGGCGGGGACGGGCGCGCCCGAGUACUACUUCCCCACCCUGGUCAGUUCGGCGGAGGAGAACAUGGCGAGCUUCGCGGCCACGCAGCUGGGGCUCAACCUCGGCUACCGGACCUACUUCCCUCCCAGAGGCGGCUACACCUACGGCCACCACCCGCCCCGGUGCCAGGCCGAGGGCUGCAAGGCAGACCUCUCCGGCGCCAAGCGCUACCACCGCCGCCACAAGGUCUGCGAGCACCACUCCAAGGCUCCCGUCGUCGUCACCGCCGGCGGCCUCCACCAGAGGUUCUGCCAGCAGUGCAGCAGAUUCCAUCUGCUUGAUGAGUUCGACGACGCGAAGAAGAGCUGCAGGAAACGCCUCGCCGACCACAACCGCCGUCGAAGGAAGUCAAAGCCGUCCGAGGGUGAUGCCGCCGACAAGAGAAGGGCACAGGCCAGCAAAGCAGCAAGUGCCAAAGGCAAAGCAGCCGGAAGCAGCAGCAAAAGCACCGGGACCGGAGACGCGAUGGACAUACAAGUGCAGCUGGGGAGUGGAGACUUGUCUAAAGAUCAGGACGAAACCAUGGGCCACGGAGAGGCGGUGAAAGAAAUGCAGGUGGAUCCCAAGGGGAAAGCAUCAAUGAUGCAGCAGCAGCAGCAGCAGCAGGGACACCAUGGCCAUGGUCUUCACCUGCAAAGCCAACAUGGCUUCCCUUUCCCUUCGUCCUCUGCAGGCUCGUGCUUCCCUCAGAGCCAAGCUGUCUCGAGCACUGACAACACGUCAAAUAUCGGCCAUGUGCAGCAAGAACAGCCAGCCUUGGGAUUCCAUCAGCACAGCAACAUCCUUCAGCUCGGGCAGGCCAUGUUUGAUCUCGACUUCGAUCACUAG